This is a messenger RNA of Panthera uncia (snow leopard), 1036 nucleotides long. It is a transcript of the gene STMN3, whose product is annotated as stathmin 3. Lineage: Eukaryota; Metazoa; Chordata; Mammalia; Carnivora; Felidae. Gene Ontology annotation, molecular function: tubulin binding. The record is from RefSeq and is a predicted model, not a curated record. Bases 177 to 686 code for a protein of 169 amino acids. Gene Ontology annotation, biological process: regulation of microtubule polymerization or depolymerization; microtubule depolymerization; neuron projection development. Gene Ontology annotation, cellular component: neuron projection; cytoplasm. The transcript has 5 exons.
ACCCCGCGCUCAGAGCGCGGGGCGCGGCCGGGCCGAACCCGCAUGAGCCAGAGUUCAGGCCAACGGGUUGGGACGACCUGGUGCCCCAAGGGCAAGGAUUGUGGCGCUGGUGCGGCGAGCGUGGGCCGUUGGGCAGGGGCGGCGCCCAAGGGAGCACCCAGGCCUACAAGGAGAAGAUGAAGGAGUUGUCAGUGCUGUCGCUCAUCUGCUCCUGUUUCUACUCACAGCCGCACCCCAACACCAUCUACCAGUAUGGGGACAUGGAGGUGAAGCAGCUGGACAAGAGGGCCUCUGGCCAGAGCUUCGAGGUCAUCCUCAAGUCCCCUUCUGACCUGUCCCCUGAGAGCCCAGUGCUCUCCUCUCCCCCCAAGAGGAAGGACACCUCCCUGGAGGGGCUGCAGAAGCGGCUGGAGGCAGCUGAGGAACGGAGGAAGACGCAGGAGGCGCAGGUGCUAAAGCAGCUGGCCGAGCGGCGCGAGCACGAGCGCGAGGUGCUGCACAAGGCGCUGGAGGAGAACAACAACUUCAGUCGUCUGGCGGAGGAGAAGCUCAACUACAAGAUGGAGCUCAGCAAGGAGAUCCGCGAGGCGCACCUGGCGGCGCUGCGCGAGCGGCUGCGCGAGAAGGAGCUGCACGCAGCUGAAGUGCGCAGGAACAAGGAGCAGCGAGAGGAGAUGUCCGGCUAAGGGGCUGCGGACCAGAGGCGCCUGGAUCCUGAGAGGAGACGUCUACACACGCGGGUUCUGGUUUCGUCUUGUCCCACUUUGUCUAGAUGCAACUUUGGUUCCUGCCCCCUCCCCACCCUGCACUCCUAGCUCAUGCUUCUCUUUCCGCUCUGAGCUGUCCAGUCCUUGUGGCCUGUCACUCUCCACAGGCUCUCCCUCAAGGAGCCACCAGAACAUGGCACACAGUCCCUCAGUUCAGGCACCAGGCCGGGCAGUGGCUGGGUCCCCUCUUGGUGGCCCUCUUAGCAGACGUGGUGGCAGCCUCAAUAAAUCCAGUGGUGGUAGCAGGAACAUGUGGGUCCUUAUGCUGG